ACUACUUGUGUUCAGAGGUGGAUACAGGGUACUGAUAUAAAUAGGCGGAUCAUUUCGUCAGUUUUAGUGAGUUCACUAUCAAGUCAGGAACAAUGUUUGCAUGUGGAGUCUUCGUCCUUCUCUGUGUCCUAGUGGCCGUAUCUGAUGGAGUGAGAGAGCCUGACUGCAAGCCUUACUCGUCUAAAGGAUGCCCAAAGAACUAUGAUCCCGUGUGUGGAUCUGAUGGAAAAACAUAUGACAAUGAAUGCCUGCUGUGUGCUGCCAUCAAGGAAUCAAAUACUACAAUCUUAAUCCAGAAGGAAGGCGAAUGUGAUCAACCUCAAGAGCCUGACUGCAAGCCUUACGGUCCAUCUGACGCAUGCCCACUGAUCUAUGAUCCCGUGUGUGGAUCUGAUGGAAAAACAUACAGCAAUGUAUGUGUGCUGUGUGCUGCCAUCAGGGAAUCAAAUACUACAAUCUUAAUCCAGAAGCAAGGCGAAUGUGAUCCACCUCAAGAGCCUGACUGCAAGCCUUAUGGUCCAUCUGACGCAUGCCCACUGAUCUAUGAUCCCGUGUGUGGAUCUGAUGGAAAAACAUACGGCAAUGUAUGUGUGCUGUGUGCUGCCAUCAGGGAAUCAAAUACUACAAUCUUAAUCGUGAAGCAAGGCGAAUGUGAUCAACCUCAAAAGCCUGACUGCAAGCCUUACCCGUCUAACGCAUGCCCACUGCACUAUGAUCCCGUGUGUGGAUCUGAUGGAAAAACAUACGGCAAUGUAUGCAUGCUGUGUGGUGCCAUCAGCGACUCAGGAAUUGAAAUCUCUAUCGUGAAGCUAGGCAGAUGCGAUGAAGAUCUGCAGGUGUGACACAGGAAUGGCAGCAUAAUUCAGCUUGACAGACCUUUACUCAGCAUUAUUGUGUCUCAUUCAUUAUAACCUGAAUGUGUAACGGUUUAAUCCUUAAAUAAAUGCUGCAUAUUGAA
Megalobrama amblycephala (Wuchang bream) is the source of this 958-nucleotide messenger RNA. Its product is annotated as ovoinhibitor-like. The transcript has 10 exons. Gene Ontology annotation, molecular function: serine-type endopeptidase inhibitor activity; protein binding. Lineage: Eukaryota; Metazoa; Chordata; Actinopteri; Cypriniformes; Xenocyprididae. The record is from RefSeq and is a predicted model, not a curated record. Bases 93 to 842 code for a protein of 249 amino acids.